AUGGGGAUCCUGUUCCUCCCUUCCCCUUCCCUUACAGCAGAACCUAUCUCUGCCAGACAGCCAGCUCUGCGACCCCACGUCCACAAGCAGCCCGAGAAGACCACCCGAGUCCGGACUGUCCUUAAUGAAAAACAGCUUCACACCUUGAGGACCUGCUACGCUGCCAACCCCAGACCUGACGCCCUCAUGAAGGAGCAACUGGUAGAAAUGACUGGCCUCAGCCCGAGGGUCAUCAGGGUUUGGUUUCAAAACAAACGGUGCAAGGACAAAAAAAGGAGCAUUAUGAUGAAGCAACUUCAGCAGCAGCAACCCAAUGACAAAACUAAUAUCCAGGGGAUGACAGGAACUCCGAUGGUGGCUGCAAGUCCGGAGAGACAUGACGGUGGUUUACAGGCGAACCCGGUGGAGGUGCAGAGUUACCAGCCGCCCUGGAAAGUACUGAGCGACUUCGCAUUGCAGAGUGACAUAGACCAACCUGCUUUUCAGCAACUAGUUAAUUUUUCAGAAGGAGGACCCGGUUCCAAUUCUACUGGAAGUGAAGUAGCAUCAAUGUCCUCUCAGCUUCCAGAUACACCCAACAGCAUGGUAGCCAGUCCUAUUGAGGCAUGAGGAACAUUCAUUCAGAUUUCUGUUGUUGUUGUUUCUGCCCUUACCCUCACCCCUGUUGGAGAGAGUGGGAAAGUGAUCGUGCUGGGACUCCGAAAUUUAGGGGGGAAAAGUAUUUAACAACCCUGUAAUGAACCUAGCAAGGAACUGCUCCAUCAAAUGAACGGAGUCAUGUUUGAAAAGACAAGGUAAUAUGGUAGCAACACUGUGAAGACAAUCAUGGGAUCUUAUCAGAAUACUUAAAAAAAAAAAAAAAAAAAAGAAAAAGAAUGAAAAGGAAACCCAUCAACAAACUACGCGCUAUUCAAUGAUCAGAGGAGGAUCGAAAAGACGUUUUCAAAACGUAAAGGAUUCGAACUCGUGGCUC
Molecule: messenger RNA, 973 nt
Organism: Nestor notabilis (Kea)
Lineage: Eukaryota; Metazoa; Chordata; Aves; Psittaciformes; Psittacidae
Gene: ISL1
Product: ISL LIM homeobox 1
Exons: 3
Coding region: 1-609 (202 amino acids)
Biological process (GO): axonogenesis; positive regulation of transcription by RNA polymerase II; neuron fate specification
Cellular component (GO): nucleus
Molecular function (GO): cis-regulatory region sequence-specific DNA binding; DNA-binding transcription factor activity, RNA polymerase II-specific
Source: RefSeq, a predicted model, not a curated record